This is a messenger RNA of Stylophora pistillata, 1818 nucleotides long. Its product is annotated as ras-related protein Rab-35. NCBI's taxonomy places the organism in Eukaryota, Metazoa, Cnidaria, Anthozoa, Scleractinia, Pocilloporidae. The record is from RefSeq and is a predicted model, not a curated record. Gene Ontology annotation, molecular function: GTP binding; GTPase activity.
CACAAUUUUCUACUCUUCUCAAGCUUACUUCCUGUGAGAAGCAAAAGGGAAAUAUUCCCUUUUCUAUUUAAGCUUGUAUAGUUAUUUUAAAUGCGUAUUCAGAUAUGGCUGCCAGGGAUUAUGAUCAUUUGUUCAAGCUCUUAAUCAUUGGGGAUAGCGGUGUUGGAAAGAGCAGUUUGUUACUCAGAUUUGCGGAUAAUAUGUUUUCAGGAUCCUACAUUACAACAAUUGGUGUGGAUUUUAAGAUAAGAAAGAUUAAUGUGGAUGGGGAGAUGGUCAAAUUACAGAUCUGGGAUACUGCCGGACAGGAAAGAUUUCGUACAAUAACAUCAACAUAUUACAGAGGAACACAUGGAGUUAUAGUAGUAUAUGAUGUAACAAGUGCUGAUACAUUUGUAAACGUGAAAAGAUGGUUACAUGAAAUUGAUCAAAAUUGUGAUGAUGUCCAGAGAAUUUUGGUUGGUAACAAAGAUGAUAAUCCAGAAAAAAAGGUUGUUGAAAAAGAAGAUGCUGUGAAGUUUGCACAACAAAUGGGGAUCCAAGUAUUUGAAACAAGUGCAAAAGACAACAAAAAUGUAGAAGAUGUAUUCAAUGCAAUAACACGUAUGGUUCUACGACAAAAGAAGGAACAACAAGCAAAGGCCAAUGAACAAUCUGGUGUUAUAAAAGUAAAAAAGGACAAAAAGAAAUCUAGGAAAAAAUUUUCAUGCUGAUGUAUAAAAGACCCAGAUUCUACAUACUUUUAUUAUCAAUGCAGUGUGAACUGUGUUAGAAUAUGAACCUGUAUUUGCCUUUUGGGUAAAUUGUUUAGAGGUUGUUUUUAAGCUUGCUUGAUGCCUGCAAAUGUGACACAAUAUGCCACAUGAAUCCGUUAAUUCUCAGAUAUAUCCUGUUUUCUUUGCCUUCUUUUCCCAUUAUGUACAGAUCCUACAAUUGUGGCUUACUAUCCUCUUGAAUUUAUAGAAUGCUGGUAGUUAUUGUAAAACUAUUGCUGUAUUUUUGUGUUUUCUGGCAAAACAAAAAUGAAAAUGUAUAAGUGUACAUGUAGAACUGUAUAAACUUUUUUUUUCCGUGUCAAAAAGCUAUGAGCUGGCCAUGUUUGAUUUCUUGUGUUGCAGAUAGUACUUGUAGAUGAUGCUAGCACCAUGUGUUACAAAGGGAGAGAGUACAAAAUCAAUAAAUAAUAGCCACACAACAAUAGACAUUGUAGAGCAACCCAAGAUUGGUUUUACCUAGUAAGUUCUUUAGCAUUGAUCAGCAAUAAACUUCAGCUGCCGGAAGCAGUUAUUUACUUUCCAGCCUUCAUAAACAUACACGUCUUACAAGACAAGUUGCCGGUCUCAGAAAAAAAUCAGAUCAAGACCUACCUGCUAAACUGGGAAAGGUGGGGUGAGGUUUGUUCAACACUUGCUUACAGAGAAAUGCAUGCAUGAACUUACAAAUACAUUUUCAUCUAGUUCUCUCUUUUCCCAGGAAAGUCCUCUUCCAACCAAAAUUUAGCCUCUGCUGCAAUAUUAUUUUACUAAAUGAAGUAAAGGACCAGUAUUAGAGUCUUUGAAAACUUGACCUACCGGUAUUUUUAUUUAUAAGAAGCUUGUUUGGUUGAAAAGUGACUCCCCAUUGCUGUUUCCUGGUCAUAAAACCAGUAACUUGCUGAGUUGAUGAUGAUAUUUGCUAUUAACACUUCCAGUCCUUAAUUCUGGAAUUACAGGUUUAUUAAUUAAGUCAAUAACUUCUUGUGGUGAACAUUUUAUAGUGUUUCUCAUUAACACUGCAUUAAUAAUUUUCAAAUACAAUAAAAUCCCCACCUUCCCACUA